This is a messenger RNA of Cydia pomonella (codling moth), 862 nucleotides long. RefSeq names its product NADH dehydrogenase [ubiquinone] iron-sulfur protein 4, mitochondrial (gene ND-18). The record is from RefSeq and is a predicted model, not a curated record. The coding region runs from base 105 to 671 and encodes 188 amino acids. Gene Ontology annotation, biological process: electron transport chain. The transcript has 3 exons. Lineage: Eukaryota; Metazoa; Arthropoda; Insecta; Lepidoptera; Tortricidae.
UAGACAGCUGUCAUUGUCUCAUUGUCAUUGUCAAUCGAGUGUUGUUGGAGAAAACGAAGAAAUUUUAUUUGGUUGGAUUGAUUGUUACGUAAAAAUAAUUUACUAUGUUCCAAGUAAUUAGGCAUAGUGCUACCCUAGCUAAGGGGUCAUUGUCAAGGUCUCUCCCAGCCUUCUCAACAUGUGUCCCUCGCUGGAGUGUCGAUCCAUCAAGUGUAAAUGAAGCUCCAAAGAUCGACAACGAUGCAAUUUUGGCUCUGCCCCAGGAAGCACGAGAAAAGUCUGCAUUGGAAUCAACCAUAGUGGUCCCCGAGAAGGUGGACCUCACUCCAGUCAACGGCGUCCCCGAGGAGCACAUCAGAACCCGCCGCGUCCGCAUCUACCAGCCCCCCAAGAACGCCAUGCAGAGCGGCACCAACAACAUCCACUACUGGCAGAUGGAGUUCGACAACCGCCAGCGCUGGGAGAACCCACUCAUGGGCUGGACCUCCACCGGAGACCCACUCUCCAACAUGAAAGUCCAGUUUAAAACCCCCAAGGAAGCCAUUGAGCAUUGUGAGAAAAAUGGAUGGGCUUGGUUCUUGGAUGUCCCGAAAACAGAAAAGGGAUAUAAAGUCAAGAAUUAUGGAAGCAAUUUCGCGUGGAACCGCCGCACUAGAGUCUCCACCAAGUAAACAAUGUUAGUACAGUUGAUUGUUGAUUUAUUUUAUAACUUGAUCAGUCGCAUAGUACGAGUAAUAUAUUUCAGUAUAUGUAUUUAGGACUGACCAGAAAAUACAUUUUUAUUUUAUCAUCAUCAGUAGGUAUGUACAUAUAUAAAUUAAUUUUGGGUAGUCAAUUGCAAAUAAAAUGAAAUAAAAAUUCA